Nematostella vectensis (starlet sea anemone) is the source of this 8574-nucleotide messenger RNA. RefSeq lists its product as uncharacterized. Gene Ontology annotation, cellular component: signaling receptor complex; membrane; external side of plasma membrane. Gene Ontology annotation, molecular function: ligand-gated monoatomic ion channel activity; cytokine binding; cytokine receptor activity. NCBI's taxonomy places the organism in Eukaryota, Metazoa, Cnidaria, Anthozoa, Actiniaria, Edwardsiidae. The record is from RefSeq and is a predicted model, not a curated record. Bases 186 to 8114 code for a protein of 2642 amino acids. The transcript is spliced from 29 exons. Gene Ontology annotation, biological process: cytokine-mediated signaling pathway.
GUUAUUACUAAAGCGAAAAAAGGUCUGAAUGAUUGUGAAAUUAAGAUAACCGGAAAGUAUUUGUGCAAGCUUAAUUUUAUUUUUAUUGCUUAUUACUCGACGUUUACUGUAGUUUGAGGUGUAGGGUCAGAAACAUGAAGAUGCAAGCUCGCUGAGCAGGAUUUCCGAAUCGGUCACAGUCUAAAAUGACGGUUGGUCGACAGAAGUUCCUUUUUGCAGUUUUUUUCUUCGGUCUUAUCACUAGAGAUUCCAAGGGAAUUAUCAGCAAGACAGUGUCGAAUUCCAAUUCUGUAUCAUCACUCUAUUCACCAACAAUCAAACCAACACUAACCGCUUCUCCGAUUUUUCCGUCUACAGCACCAGCGUCAUCAUCAGAAACACCUUCUUUCACCUCGACGGUGCCCGUGUCUUCUUCAGACGCAGCCUUACCCUACGCUUUUGGAUCAAGCACACUAGCAGAUUUUAAUCUAAAUCUUUUGGACGAUGCGUCAAGUGUAACGGCCUGGUCGAUAAGCCCGCCCAGUCAGGCCAUCAAUUCAUUGACAAUCUGCUUGUGGCUUCGCUUGUACGAUGGUCAAUCAUCGCAAGCUGUAUUCACCUAUGGCGAAUAUAUACAGCUUGUAUACCUCCUUGAUUUGAAGAAAAUGAAUUUUACAAUUAACGACUAUUCUAGGACAUUCUCGAGCCCUGGUCUCUUUGAUGGCAACUGGCAUCACGUGUGCGCCACGUGGAACAGCUCCGCCCUUGGAUCCUGGGGGGUCAUGGUAGACGGCGACAUGAGGGGAUGGGGGUUAGGAAUACAGGGUUCGAUAAGUAGUAAUUCAAACAUCACUAUCGGCAAGAGCAGAGGAGCAUUACUCCACCGUGGAUUUGUCGGUCAAGUCUCAGAUGCGCAUUUGUGGUUUAGAUCAUUACAAACAGAUCAGCUUCGAACUCUUUCAUCGCGUUGUGGUUAUGUGGGUGACAUUAGCCCAGCUCCGGGCAUACCUUGGUCCUCGUUUAAAGUGUCCGGAUGGUCUGGACGUGUCGUACGGAAAAGUCCGUCUGAGUGUCACGCAAUGACCAAUACAAGCGAAUUUCAAGUCCAUUUUCCAGUAGUCAUUAACAAUGAAACAGCCAAUAAUCUAAACGAUGGCCUCAUGGGAACAAAUAACGUGACCUGUGUCCUGGCGCAAAUGUCAAACAUAACCAGCAAGCCUCAGAUCGCCAUUGCCCUCCACAGCAACCAACUAGUAGUCGACCUGUUCUUACUGGCCGGGUUUGGAGAGGACUCGGGCGACCUGGUGACUAGAGUCCUCCUUACGUCUGACUUUAGCACGUAUUCAGUUUGCGGGAACGCGAGUAUCACUCAGGGAAAAGCGGCAUCCUUCCUUUGUAACCCUCCAACGGUCGCCAAAUAUGUUGUCAUUGAACGAGUAGGCAGCGGUGUGCUAUUUAGAGCCUGUGAAGUCGUCUUGUUCGCAAAAUCCGACCCUCCGGAUGAAAUCGUUACCCUAUCAAGUAAAUUUGAGGUAGUGAAUGGGGAGCAGUUCCCGCCAGGCGACCUUACCCAUGGCAUCAGUGGAGAACCCGGUGGAUCUUAUUCCUUCAACGGCUCUUCGUCCAAAUUCACCUUAAGACUUGCGCCAGAUGUAGCCACGAAACAAAUGAUAUCAAUACUCUUCUGGGUGUAUAUUGAAGACGCUGGAAAUAUUAUGUGCUUUAACGAACAGAAAAGCGGGACUGGAAUUGAAUUUAUGAACAGUGGUAAGCUAGUUGCCCGGGCAGUAACUGUAAAUGGGUCUCAUAUAAACGUUUCGACGACAGUCAUUGUGCCAAAAAGAUGGUACCAUGUCACUUGGCGAAUUACUUCAGAAGAUGAAAUUAAACUGAUCGUGCGUGACAAUAUUGUUUCUGAUACUUUGAACGAAAAGGUUUCUUUUUUUGCCUCGUUGGAGGUUGGUGGCUUUACCGGCCGACUUUCGUGCAUCCAGAUAUACUACAGACGGGUUUCUCGAAAAGAAUUGGCGUCAUUAAAGGGGUGGUGUCUUGAGAAGUCUACGGCAAUGCCUCCACCUUUCCUGUUCGACCUACUGCAAGGCAAUCAACGCUAUCACAUGCCGGGGCUCACUGUGCAAAUACAAGGAAAUAUUACAAGCGGUCCUGGGAUCAAUCAAGAACCCAACGGCUCUUUCCAAAGCGAGAACGCGUCUGCUGUUAUCAUGUAUGAUUUCACGACAGAGGGAAUUUCCAGAAGCACCGCUCUUACUCUAGUGCUUUGGGUCCGUUUUUUAAAACUUGCAGAUAACAAAGAGCUGGUCGUGUUUAAUGCCCUUUUCAACAGAUCGUCAGGAGUAUUGCUAUCAAGGCAAUCAACAGGACAUAUGAACGCCUCCAUCAAGAUAUCAACAACAUAUGAAACGAGUUUUUCCACGUUACGACCUCUUGUCAACGAAGAAUGGUACAUGAUUGGAUUAACUUACAGUCAAAGCAGUAGUGUGGCGCAGUGGUGGAUCAACGGGGAACUGGACAGUCAAGAAGUUCUUUUUGACCAUACCGCGGAAUCGUUGGACUUACAAUGGCCAAUGUAUCUUGAACUAUCGGACAAACAGGCCACUUGUCUGCACAUGUACGACACUUUAUUCAACAGAAAGCAGAUGAGGGCUGCACGGUAUCGAUGUGUGCCUACUGACCUUGAAGUUGAAAUCGGCGUCCUAACAGGCAUCACAACUCGUAUGGUAAAUGAAAGCUCGAUCCAUGUCCAGUGGUCUCCUCUCCAGUCCCCGAUUCCUGGAUUUAUAAGUGGUUACAUGGUUUGUUACGCCAAGAGUGCGUCUAAUGAUCCUAUCGCAUCACAAUGGACGAGCAAUACAAGCCUUGAUAUAUACGGGCUGCAGGAUGGUACUUUGUAUAAUAUCUCAGUGAAGGUGAUUGGAGUGGGGAAAGCGCUCUCUUCGCGGACGCGUCAUCAGCAGUCCACUAAAGAGCAAUUACGACCUCCGAGAAAUCUGACAGCAGUGAAUGUCACCUCUACUUCAUUCAUUGUCCAAUGGGAGUCAGGCAACCCUUCCCUAGCCAUGCCGAUGUUCAGGGUAAUCAUAGUUGAGCUUGACAAUGGCAAAGAAGUGAGAGUACAGCAUUUGAAUAUAGAAGGUGCGUGUUUUAGUGUAUAUAUCGACAGUCUGGAAGACAUGACGAUGUACAAGGUGCAAGUAAAAGCUGUUAUGGCUCAGGAUACCACUGGUGAUGCUGCCGAGGUGAUCGUCCAGACAGCAUCACUUGUACCAGCCCUCGCUCCAGCAAACAUCACCACAGGACACAUCUCUAAAACCUCUGUCACCUUAGACUGGAUACCACUGAAUAUCUCCAGCAAGUUUCAAGGAUACCGGGUGUACUACUCAUUGCUUCAUAGAGGCAACGUAUCAUACGGCAGUAGACUGCACAUCGAUGUAAAUGAGUCUCGAGUCACCCUUGCUGAGCUGGCCCCGUGGAGCCUCUACAAGCUCGAGCUUCUCGCAUUCACACCCGAGUACGAAGGACCGAAUUCUACUAUUUACGUACAAACUCUACCGCCAGGACCCUCUACUCCCGAGGAUAUACAAGUGUAUAGGAUGGACAAUACUACAAUAUAUGUCAACUGGUUACCUCCUACCAAAGAAGCCAAUGCUAUCAAAGGCUACCAAGUGUGCUAUCGCAGCCUAAACACCAUACCCAGAGAUUGUGUCAUGGAAUGUUCAAGUGUGACGGCUUUGUGGGUCCACAAUUUGGCUUCUAUGGCCAACUACAGCUUCCAGGUGUCUGCAUUUGUAGAGUAUGAGGGCGAAAAGAGCGCUUUGUUUUACCCGAUUGCGCAGCAAGCGCCAGCAGCGCCACCCGAUUCAAUUUUCCACCGGCACCUAACGACUUCAGCUGUGACUGUGUUUUGGUACCCACCUGUUAGAAGCCUAAGACGCGGUAGAAUCUCGUCAUAUCAUCUGAAGGCACUCGAGGCAAACAGUAGUGGCGUGAUCAUAACCAACGGGACCACAGCUGAAAAAACAGUAAAAAUAAACGAAGAAUACAUCUCCGGUUAUUACUACACUCAAAUUGGCGGUCUCAAGUCUGGAACAUAUUAUCAUAUUCAAGUGGCAGCUUUUACCAUAGCACUUGGGCCCUGGUCUUCGACAAGGCUUAUAAAAACACUAGGUGGUAAUGACCCAGAGCCCACAACAACGAGCACGAUGUCGAAGUCACUGAUAACGUCACCUGUUACCAUAUUCCCUACACCCAUCAGUACAUUGCCGAUCUACCAGACGAUUGCAGUAUCUAAUGCCUCAAUGCUAGAGUCGACGCCGACCUCAGCUGUGCCUAACGUGACCGUAGCUCCUUCUGAGACAAGUAGCGUUCCUGUGGCGAGCUCGGCAGCCAUAGACACGUGGUCACAGUGGUCUGUCUGUAGCAGGUCGUGUGCUGCUGGCAAACAGAUUCGAAAGCGUGCCUGCAGCACUUUGUCAUGUCAAAUAGAGUCGAAGCUAUGUAACGCAAUCCCCUGCCCGGGAGUUACAGUGAACCUUGAGGCGAACCUCACGUACGAAGUUUGGACAGGUGAUCUGCUUGUGCACAAUUCCAGCCAAUUCUUGCUAUUGGAAGAAAAAAUUAAACAAAAUGUGAUCAGUAAGUACAGUAAUAAAACGUACACUGUUAUCAGCGAUGUCCAGCUAAUAGAAUGCAGGGAGGGCAGCGUUAUGGCGAACUUCAGCAUAAUGUUUAGCUCAACUGAUAAGGACGAGCUCUUGAAUUUACAAGAAAACGUCGAUUUAAAGCAAAUGAUUGGGGCACUUCCUCUGACACUGGUCGACUUCAACAUGAUGACUGUACCGACAGUGGGCCCACAAAUCACAAAUGUUGCCCCAGUGAACACUUCGCAUACGUUGGUCCAGUGGACACCCACUGAUCCUGUAGUCUCGUCUGUGAUGGGCUACCGAGUGAAGUACCGUAAGAGGAGUGUGCUGAGCUGGUCUAGCUGUGAUUGUCACGCUUGUAGCAAUCUCUACAUUCACGGCCUGGAUGCGUUUACAACUUACCGGAUAAGAGUGCUUGGGUUCACGGCGGCUGGUGAUGGCAUCGCUGGCCCUGCUGUUGAAGUACGCACGCCUGAAGGAGCCCCUAAAAGUCCAGUCCAAAAUGUCGUGGCUAAAGUACAGAGCUCGACUCAGAUCGUGCUCGAGUGGGACGCACUUGACCCCGCUACGGUCCCUGGACAGCUGCGAGGCUACAAGAUCCGCUAUACUGCGAAUGGCACAGGAGUAGUGACAGAACGUAUAGCAUCGACAUUCAGCACUUCCACGGUGCUGACUCAGCUGUCUCCGUACAUGCUCUAUCAUAUACUGCUGACCGGUUUUACCGCUGCUGGAGAUGGGCCAUUGAGCAGUGAAGUGCUGGCGAGUACCGCAGAAGACGUGCCUAGCGCCGCCCCGGUCUCUUUUACAUCACGUGAUGAAAUAGAUGUGACGUCCGUGGUUUUGAAAUGGGGUUCCGUCCCUCGCGACAAUCGAAAUGGGAAGAUUAUCGGUUAUCAUGUGAUCUACAAGCCCAUCAAGAUUGGCUACCAGGACGUGACCGACAAGUCGCCGACACACAUGAGCAUUCCACCGGAUGUCACGGAAACUAGGCUGGCCGGAUUAGAGCCCUUCUCUGCAUACGAGAUAAGCAUACGAGCAUUCACUUCGAUUGGAAAUGGGCCAAUGUCCAAGCCUAUUAUAGCAAAAACAUGCCGCUGUCCGGCACAUCUGUACACCAGUUGGACAUCCUACCCGCCCUAUGUCAACAGCACAGGCAGUGAUAACGUGGGAGGGAUAUUCGGCACCAUACUUCAAGAGAUGAUCGACACAAUAUGUGAAGAGUGUACCAACAGCCAUAAGCGAACCACCCUCCACUUCGAUCGCGACUCGCGCGGGGACUUGGCCGAGAAAGGUUCUCUCCUCGGUGUCAAAAUUGGUAUCGAUGAACACACGAACAUUGCGUUCCCUGUCAGCGGCCGCACAGAUGACAGUCGGUACCAGAAAAAGUUCAUCUUCCUACCGCUGGUUCAGGCACCUGGCAUUGCAUUUAUCACCCGUCCGCAGGGCUCCUAUACCAAGGUCUCCUUGAUGGCUGCUAUCAUCUCGUGCUGGCCUGUUGUGGUGUUGGCGUUCGCCAUGGCUUGUCUGGCUGGAAUCGUUAUAUGGCUCAUAGAGAUGCGCUCCAACGCAGAUCAAUUCCCAAAGAUAUUUACCCGCGGAAUUUGGGAAGGAUUUUGGUGGUCUUUUGUUUCCAUGACAACUGUCGGGUAUGGAGAUAAGGUGCCUGCAGGGCCCAUCAGCAGAGUGGUGGCGAUAAUAUGGGUCCUCACUGGACUGGUCAUGAUCUCCCUGUUUAUGAGUGUUUUAACUUCCUCAAUGACUAUCACGAUUGUCGGGGAGAAAAUCAUGCUUUAUGGAACCGAGGUGGCAGCACUCAUUAACUCGACCGAGUACAGAGCUGGGUUAUUGAAGAAUGCACGCAUGAAAGCUUACCCUACGCUGCAAGCGUCACUGGACGCUCUACUCGAUGGAGAGGUGAAAGGCAUAUUACUGGACUCGUACGUGGCGGGAAGUCUGCAGCACAUGUUGUCUGCUUCUGCUUCUGUGGAGGUUAAUCGAGUUAUUGAGCAGUCUAUUGGCUAUGGCGUAGUUCUUGGUGGGCCUGUGGCGUCCCUCGAGGCGGUGUUCCGUAAUUACCUCAUGCAAAACAGACAGCAAGUUUCGCGGAUAAUAGAGAGACACAUAACGCCAUUAGAGAAACCAAGUGAACCUCCAAGCAUCAGCUCAUCUUCUGAUGUAACCAACGUGAACUCGGCUUUUUACAGAGAUGCAGUGCUGUCGAUGGGAGUGCUGUUGCUAUUGGCUGUGUGCAUUGGGCUAGUAUGGAACUAUUACUACGUCAAUAGGUUUAAGAAAGCGGAUGAUGCCAAAGAGCGAUUGACUAAUGAGCGAAAGGAGCUAAAAGCUUUACUCAUUGAAUUCAACGUGAAAAUCCACAAUACGGUAAAACAACUAAGAGCAAAGCACUUGUCUGAACUGAAAGCCAUGCCAACUAUCCUGAGAAACCGCCAAGGACAACUAGUUACCAAGACAGAGAAUAUAUCUCACUGGCAGAAGGCAAGACGGGGAACAAAAGUUUGUGCUGAGGGAAGCAAGAAAACGCGCAAAUCAUGGGAAUAUGAAAACCAUGGGUUCCGGCAAGACGAGAAAAAACAGCUCUCGCCUUUCCCUCUCUUAUGGCAAGUCAGCUUUUCUAAUCUCGACACCAUAUGUGACACAGAUCACCAAUUGAGAUCACGAAAGGGAAGUUAUGUUUUAGACACAGCCCGUGGUUGUCUUAGUGACGACAGACUAAUAAGAAGAGAUAUAGAAGAUGUCGUCAGUGACGACUCAGACGAAGGCGGAUAUUUCCAUGGAAACCCGUCAACCACGAAGUUGCACGAUGAAAUGAAGUUUAACUCUGAGAAUACAGGAGGCUACGCCAUGCAGGGUAACAUCAGUCAAACAGUGGAAGGUUUAUGGAAACUUGAAGAAGAGCUGGCCAAUGCUGGAUCUGCUUGGACCCGGAAAGGUGCUCUUCUGGAGGUACCCGACGCUUUGGACCCGACAAUGACACAGGACACGAUACCACUAUCAACACAACCCGAGCAAGACGAACAGCAAAGAAGGAAGGCAAAAAACGUGAGUCGGGUCGUCGAGCAACUGUGGGAGCUAGAAGAAGAGUUGGCCAAAUCUAGAUCUGUUCCGAAAGAUGUUCUGAUGAAACAGCCAAGCUCUGUAAGCACGCCUGUGCCGCAACUAGAUGGACGGCUCACUGAAGAAGAGCUAUCGGGGAUAGAAAAGGAUAUUAUUGAAUCAAACGCCCAUAAAGAAAGGAAAAGCACAACAUUAAAGAAAAAAGCUAAAGCAGAACAUGAUGACAUCAAGCAGCCGGAUGAUAAAGUGACCGAUGAGGAAAUACUUGAGAUUGAGUGUCAUCACGCUAAAACAAAUGCCAAAACAUGUACGGCAACAGUUAGCGACAAUGAACUCAUUGAAUUAGGGAUUAUUCUGCCAAAUGGAACGGAUGAAACGGAUGGCCAAGUCACUGAGUAAAGGACUAAUAGGAAAUAAGACUGUGGCGCCAGUCAUGUACCUGAUGUAUGAAUGUACAACUGCACCGCUGGAGAAUGUAUUCGUCCCUCGUUCUCCCGCCUCUACUGCACAGGAGCUCUGACCCCCCCCCCCCCCCCCCCUUUAUCGCAGUCCUCGACCAAACCUGUGGGACUCUGUGAAGGGGCAAAGUAACAUGUACAAGUGCUGUCUAUACGAGCAAUUUCUCAUAACAGUUGUUCUUUUGUCCAGUUUUGACGUCAUUUUCUUUGAUAAAGGUCCAUUGUUCGCUCAUCUACACAAGCAAUUCCUUACUUUGUCAAUAUUUCUUUGCCAAAAAAAAAACAUGAGAUAAAAAAUAAAAAUAAAAAGUUACUAAUGAAAACUUGCUCAUAUACACGGCAUAGAGUGCUUGGGUUUGGCAUUUUUAGUUUCUAGCUAAUAAAUCUCGAUGGCACUUCUC